AUGUCUUCCUUCAAUAUCGUCGUCUUUGGUGGUGACCACUGUGGUCCCGAGGUGACCGCUGAGGCUGUUAAGAUCCUCCGCGUCAUUGAGAAGUCCCGUGGCGUUACUUUUAACCUGCAGGAUCACCUGCUCGGUGGUGCCUCUAUCGAUGCUACCGGUUCGCCCUUGACAGACGAGGCCUUGAACGCAGCCAAGAACGCUGAUGCCGUUCUCCUCGGUGCCAUUGGAGGUCCCGUACGUCUACAUCUCCUACUCUACUCCCUCCUCCCCGCACAAAAAACAAGAACAAGCCUACUGACACAUUGCCAGAAAUGGGGCACUGGCGCCGUGCGCCCGGAACAGGGUAUCCUCAAGCUGCGCAAGGAGAUGGGCACAUUUGGCAACCUGCGGCCCUGCAACUUCGCGGCACCCUCGCUGGUCGAGAGCUCGCCGCUCAAGGCCGAUAUCUGCCGCGGAGUCGACUUCAACAUCAUCCGUGAGCUGACGGGCGGUAUCUACUUCGGCGAGCGCACAGAGGACGAUGGUUCCGGAUACGCCAUGGACACUGAGCCCUACUCGCGCCACGAGAUCGAGCGCAUCAUCCGUCUCGCCGCCAACCUCGCUCUGCAGCACAACCCGCCCCUGCCCGUCUGGAGUUUGGAUAAGGCCAAUGUCCUCGCCACCAGCCGUCUGUGGCGUAAGGUCGUCACCGAGGUUAUGGAGAAGGAGUACCCCCAGGUCUCCAUUGGUCACCACCUCAUUGACUCUGCUGCUAUGCUCAUGAUCAAGGACCCCCGUAAGCUGAACGGUAUUGUUGUUACUAGCAACUUGUUCGGUGAUAUCAUUAGCGACGAAGCUAGUGUUAUCCCCGGUUCGCUGGGUCUGCUUCCCAGUGCCAGUUUGAGUGGUAUUCCUGAUGGCAAGAGCCGUGUCAACGGUAUCUACGAGCCUAUUCACGGCUCUGCCCCCGAUAUUGCUGGCAAGGGUAUCGUUAACCCCAUCGCUACUAUCCUGUCUGUGGCCAUGAUGAUGCAGUACUCCUUCAACAUGAUCGAUGUGGCUCGCGUGAUUGAGCAGGCUGUGAGCAAUGUCAUCGAGGCUGGUGUCCGCACCGGCGACAUUGGCGGCACAGCCAAGACUACCGAGGUCGGCGAUGCCGUCGCUGUCGAGCUGGAGAAACUGCUUAAGUAG
This is a messenger RNA of Penicillium egyptiacum, 1170 nucleotides long. Lineage: Eukaryota; Fungi; Ascomycota; Eurotiomycetes; Eurotiales; Aspergillaceae. The record is from the annotation of a GenBank genome assembly.